AUGUACGGCUCUGAUCUUCAAUGGGUUGUAAACUUCCUUCCGCAGCGCCUUCUCACCAUCAUUCCUUCCAGCAUCUGGAAAGCCUAUGUCGUCAUCGUCAACCAAGGCGACACCUGGCUCAAGGUGCCAGAAGAUGAGCUAGGUAUUGCUGGUUGGAUCCUAUAUGGGUAUCAGCUCUACUGCCACUUCCUUCGCCCUACACCUACCGCUCCAUACCGGCACAAUGAACGUAACACCCCUGCCCUCAUAGACGGUUGGAAAGUGGCGCGCUUAAACUCGUUCAAGACCAAGACCACUGAUCUGAGCGGUGACUGGGUCUUCGCGCACCCCAAGAUCCUACAGGCUAUGGCAUCAGCCUUUGCAACAGCUCCAGGCAAGGACUUCUUCGUCAAAACAUCCUUAAAACAGAUUGCAAAGUCUCACUGCUGGCCAGCUUCUGCCUACCUUGAACUAGCUGCGUACCAGCUGAGAGGUUUUGUAGAUGCACCCUGGCGUAGUUGGAACUCAUAUCUCGACACGGACAAUAGCGAGGCUGUGAUUUCUCUCAAGACCCUCACGGUCAACAGCUUUCUAGCCAUGGAAGUUGCUGAGUGGCCGUUCUUCUGGAUGGAUCAUACUCUACCCCUGGAGGAACGGAUCGAGGCCACCAACAAGAUUAUUGCUUCCCUGCAUUCACUUGACUCCGAUGCUCCGGAUGAGAUACGGUGGCUUUUCGAGGCGUCCCAGAAUUCCUUCAAAGUGAUGGAACUGUAUGAUAACAAGGACAAGAACAAGGACCAGGACACUCCGAUACUGUGGAUGGAGUUCUUCAAAAACAUCUCACUUCGCGAUGGCUUCCUUCAUAUUGCUCAAGUUGUCUAUCUGCUCAUCUGGAUUCUUAUGGGGCCAAAGUACUGCGCGACUAUGACAACUUCCUCUGGUGUGAAGAAGACUCCUGGUCAACUGCGUUGGUCCAAAUGCCCAGAUGCUAUCAUUCUUCGGUACCUUGAGUUUGCACGGCGCACCAAGACUGCUCAGCAAGAACAUCAGCAUGCCUAUACGGACUACACAACACCUGAUACGCAUACAGUCGACUUGAUCUAUGCAGAGGCGUGCAAAGAACACUUGGAGAAGCUGUAUCAGUCUGCGGCCUUUCUGCUCAAGAAUGGUACCAAAAUGGCAGCACAACUCAGAGAGGAUCUAGGCGAUUGGCUAUCUGAGGAUCCGGCUAACUAUCCGACCAGCAAUCUCUACGGCAAUCUCCACCUCAUAAUGACUCUGCACCACCUGCACAACCUUCAGUGUUACGUGAAGCUUCACGAUCUUCAACACCUCAAUCUCAGUCUCAGUGCCAGCAACUCCACCACAGUCUACUGUAGCUGGUCCUCAGAAGCGCCCACAGAGUCCUACCUCUACGUCUUCACCAUCUCGACCUCAGAUCUCACCUCCUCGCAAGCGUACGCGGAAAUACAUCCUGUAGACAUCAGAGCGUGGCAGCAAGGCCUGCAACAGAAUCAGAUGCUUGAUGAUCAGGUAGCUGAGUCUAGUGGUGCAGUCAAUGAUGAACACAUCAAUGUGGAGAUAGAAGACAUGGGAAUAGAGCUGACAUCUGAUGAAGUGGCAAAAUCCAAUGAUGUGGCUGAGGAGCAACCUCAACAGUCGACCAUCCAGCUUCCUUCAUACUCCGCUCAUGAAACCCGUUGGUAUGCGCUUUCAUACGAGGAGCGACAGAAUGUGAUCGACACCACCAUCAACACGCACUUCUCACCUGAGGUUGCUACUGAACUGCAAUCAGCAUACUACGAUAUUGUGCAACUUGCAGUCAAAGUCAAAAACCAAUAUGGUGAAGGACCUGACGGAGCCUUACAAGUUGUUUCAUCUAUGCAAUCCCUGGUAGGAGCAGGUCUAGAUGAACUUGGUGGUAGUCAAAGCAACGGUGACAAUGAGGAAGAAGAUGGGGCAGUUGCUAUGUAG
Molecule: messenger RNA, 1953 nt
Organism: Dichomitus squalens LYAD-421 SS1
Lineage: Eukaryota; Fungi; Basidiomycota; Agaricomycetes; Polyporales; Polyporaceae
Exons: 11
Coding region: 1-1953 (650 amino acids)
Source: RefSeq, a predicted model, not a curated record